Molecule: messenger RNA, 198 nt
Organism: Loa loa (African eye worm)
Lineage: Eukaryota; Metazoa; Nematoda; Chromadorea; Rhabditida; Onchocercidae
Exons: 1
Coding region: 1-198 (65 amino acids)
Source: RefSeq, a predicted model, not a curated record
AUGCAUUAUUCAUGGAUAACAUUACUUGACAUUAUUAUUGCUAUUGCUAUUACGAAUGAUGAUGAUGAUGAUGGUGACAGUGUUGUUGGUAUUAAUGAUGGUGAUAAUUAUCAUCAUUGCUUGAUUGAGAGAAAAAUGAAACGAGGAAAUUUGAAAAUUUAUUUGUUAUUAAUCAGAAUAAUGAACUGUCCACUAUAA